AUGGGAAUAUCAUGGAGGCAAUUUAUUACGAAUGAUCAACAAGUAGCUGGGGAACUUCGGGCCACAGACGGAAAGCAAAGAAUGAAUGCGAGUGCCUCCGAAUUGAAACGAACACCGAUAAAGGACCCUCCGAGUGUCGGCGGCUUGCACGCUCGGAACACUCCAAUCCUCCCGUACAAUCCGAAAAAGCGAACGCACACAAAUGACACGAGGGAAUCCCUCCCGGCUAGACAGAAUUAUCUCGGCCUCUCUAUUUCCGUUUCGCGUACUAUUGAAAUCGUAUCUCACUCGCACGCUAUGGAAAUGCAUAGCGCCGUCCCUUUCGCAUUCGGUUCAUUCAUGACUGUAGAUUUGAAUGGAUUCGGAAUGUGCGUUUUCUUCCCGUUAUUCUCCAAAUCGACGUCAUUCAGGAAAGCGGGCGGGUGA
Messenger RNA from Spodoptera exigua (beet armyworm), 426 nucleotides. Lineage: Eukaryota; Metazoa; Arthropoda; Insecta; Lepidoptera; Noctuidae. The record is from the annotation of a GenBank genome assembly.